Molecule: messenger RNA, 1551 nt
Organism: Saimiri boliviensis boliviensis (Bolivian squirrel monkey)
Lineage: Eukaryota; Metazoa; Chordata; Mammalia; Primates; Cebidae
Gene: ZNF215
Product: zinc finger protein 215
Biological process (GO): regulation of transcription by RNA polymerase II
Cellular component (GO): nucleus
Molecular function (GO): DNA-binding transcription factor activity, RNA polymerase II-specific; RNA polymerase II transcription regulatory region sequence-specific DNA binding
Source: RefSeq, a predicted model, not a curated record
AUGCAGCCUCUGAGCAAGUUGAUGGCUAUCUCAAAACCUCAAAACCUGUCUCUACAUGAACAAAGAGACUUUCUGAGAGCAGAUCUGUCUUGGCAGCAAGAAACCAUCCCUGUCAUGGAGACACAGGACUCAGAGGCAUCUCGUCAAAAGUUCAGACAUUUCCAGUAUUUGAAGGUGUCUGGACCCCAUGAAGCCCUGAGCCAACUCUGGGAGCUCUGUGUUCAAUGGCUGAGACCAGAGAUUCAUACAAAGAAGCAGAUCAUUGAACUGUUGGUGCUGGAACAAUUCCUGGCAGUCCUGCCUGAAGAAGUCAGGACUUGGGUGAAUUUACAACAUCCAAGCAACAGUAAAGAUGUGAUGACCCUCAUAGAAAAUGUGAUUGAAAUGCUUAAAGAUGAAGAUACACCCUGCAAGGACUCUGCACCCCAGAAGGGGAGCAUCAAGGAUAAAAUGAAAGCUGACUCACAAACAGGCAAACCACAGGAACCAGUGACAUUCAAAGAUGUGGUUGUGGAAUUCAGCAAGGAAGAGUGGGGGCAACUGGACUCUGCUGUAAAGAACCUGUACAGGGAUGUGAUGCUGGAAAACUUUAGGAACCUGAAUUCAUUGCAUAAAGCACAUCUACUUUCCAAACCAGUUGAGAGCCUUGAGUUGAAGAAUAAGAAGAAAAGAUGGAUAACGGAGAAAGAAAUAUCAAAGAAGACUAUUUCUGACAUGCAGAGUAUUUCUGGAGAAGAAACAUCCCAUGGAGUGUUUAUGACAAGGCUUACCAAAAGUGGACAACCUUCCUCAGAUGUCUGGAAAAAUAAGGAUUGGUUAUAUAGGAACCAGAAAAAACAGGACAUAGAUUUGCCGCAAGAAUUUCCUGAAGCAGUCUAUACUGAGGAGGAAGAUUUUGAAUGUAGUGAAAAUAAGAAAAGCUUUGAUAUUAAUUCACUUAGCUCAACUUGUGCUAUACAACAGGGAAUUCCAAAAUGUGAGGGGUCUCCAAAAUAUGGUAAGUUGAAAACUCACUUCAAAUUUAAUUUAGACUCAGUAUGUAAGCAGCAUUCAGAAAAGGAUGAAUACGGGAAUGACUUCAGCCUGAGUACAGAUAUUCAACACCAAAAAAGUCAUACUACAAUGAAUUUCUAUGAAUGUUAUCAAUGUGGGAAAGCCUUCUGCCGAAGUUCAUCCCUUAUUCGACAUCAGAUCAUUCACACAGGAGAGAAACCCUAUAAAUGCAGUGAAUGUGGAAGAUCCUUCAACCGACGUACAAAUCUUACUAAGCAUCAAAAACUUCACACUGAAGCAAAGGCCUGUACAAGCAAUAAAAGUCGAAAAGCCUUCUGUAAAAGUGAAGACAGUAAUAAUCCAACAGUCCAUUUUGGAAAUAAUUCCUAUGAAUGUGUUAACUGUGGAAAAUCCUUCAACCGGAGUUCCUCUCUUAUUCGACACCAAAUAAUUCAUACAGGAGAGAAACCAUUCAAAUGUAAGGAAUGUAAUAAAGCCUUCAACAGGAGUUCAAACCUUGUUAAACAUCAAAAGCUGCAUACUCAAGAUAAGUCCUGA